Molecule: messenger RNA, 2265 nt
Organism: Gavia stellata (red-throated loon)
Lineage: Eukaryota; Metazoa; Chordata; Aves; Gaviiformes; Gaviidae
Gene: POU2F1
Product: POU class 2 homeobox 1
Exons: 16
Coding region: 1-2265 (754 amino acids)
Biological process (GO): regulation of transcription by RNA polymerase II
Cellular component (GO): nucleus
Molecular function (GO): RNA polymerase II cis-regulatory region sequence-specific DNA binding; DNA-binding transcription factor activity, RNA polymerase II-specific
Source: RefSeq, a predicted model, not a curated record
AUGCUGGACUGCAGCGACUACGUUCUAGACUCAAGAAUGAACAAUCCGUCAGAAAACAGUAAACCAUCAAUGGAGAGUGGAGAUGGGAACACAGGCACACAAACAAAUGGCCUGGACUUUCAAAAGCAGCCGGUGCCUGUCGGAGGAGCAAUCUCUACAGCCCAGGCCCAGGCCUUCCUUGGGCACCUUCAUCAGGUCCAGCUCGCUGGAACAAGUUUACAGGCUGCUGCUCAGUCCUUAAAUGUACAGUCUAAAUCUAAUGAAGAAUCUGGGGACUCUCAGCAGCCAAGCCAGCCUUCCCAGCAGCCUUCAGUGCAGGCGGCCAUACCCCAGACCCAGCUCAUGCUGGCCGGAGGACAGAUCACUGGGCUCACGUUGACGCCAGCCCAGCAACAGUUAUUGCUACAACAGGCGCAGGCACAGUUGCUGGCAGCUGCAGUGCAGCAUUCAGCCAGUCAGCAGCACAGCGCUGCUGGUGCCACCAUCUCGGCCUCUGCUGCAACGCCGAUGACGCAGAUCCCUCUAUCUCAGCCAAUACAGAUUGCACAGGAUUUGCAGCACUUGCAGCAGCUUCAGCAGCAGAAUCUCAACCUGCAACAGUUUGUGUUGGUGCAUCCAACAACCAACUUGCAGCCAGCACAGUUCAUCAUCUCACAAACACCGCAGGGGCAGCAGGGUCUCCUGCAAGCGCAGAAUCUCUUAACGCAACUACCUCAGCAAAGCCAAGCCAACCUCCUGCAGUCUCAGCCAAGCAUCACCCUUGCCUCGCAGCCAGCAACCCCAACACGCACAAUAGCAGCGACCCCCAUUCAGCCACUUCCACAGAGCCAGUCAACACCAAAGCGAAUCGACACUCCCAGCUUGGAGGAGCCCAGUGACCUUGAGGAGCUUGAGCAGUUUGCCAAGACUUUCAAACAAAGACGGAUCAAACUUGGAUUCACUCAGGGUGAUGUUGGGCUCGCUAUGGGCAAACUCUAUGGAAAUGACUUCAGCCAAACUACCAUCUCUCGCUUUGAAGCCUUGAACCUCAGCUUUAAGAACAUGUGCAAGUUAAAGCCACUUCUGGAAAAGUGGCUCAAUGAUGCAGAAAACCUCUCAUCUGAUUCAACUCUCUCCAGCCCAAGUGCCCUGAAUUCCCCAGGGCUGGGGGUCGAAGGCUUGAACCGUAGGAGGAAGAAACGCACCAGCAUAGAGACCAACAUACGUGUGGCCUUAGAGAAGAGUUUCCUGGAGAACCAAAAGCCUACCUCGGAUGAGAUCACCAUGAUAGCUGACCAGCUAAACAUGGAGAAGGAGGUGAUCCGCGUUUGGUUCUGUAACCGGCGCCAGAAGGAGAAAAGGAUCAACCCACCCAGCAGUGGUGGAACCAGCAGCUCGCCCAUCAAAGCAAUUUUCCCUUGCCCAACCUCACUGGUGGCAACCACGCCAAGCCUUGUGACUAGCAGUGCAGCUACAACCCUGACUGUCAAUCCUGUGCUCCCUCUGACCAGUCCUGCUGUAACUAGUCUGUCAGUCACAGGCACAACAGAAACCACCUCCAACAACACGGCAACAGUGAUUUCAACAGCACCUCCAGCUUCUUCAGCAGUGACAUCACCCUCCCUGAGUCCUUCCCCUUCUGCCUCAGCCUCCACUUCAGAGGCAUCCAGUGCCAGUGAGACCAGCACAACACAGACAACCUCCGCUCCCUUGUCCUCCCCUCUUGGGACCAGCCAGGUGAUGGUAACGGCAUCAGGGUUGCAAACAGCGGCAGCAGCUGCGUUACAAGGAGCUGCACAGUUGCCUGCAAAUGCAAGUCUUGCUGCCAUGGCUGCUGCAGCAGGACUAAACCCAGGCUUGAUGGCAUCCUCGCAGUUUGCAGCUGGAGGUGCCUUACUCAGUCUCAAUCCAGGGACAUUAGGUGGUGCUCUCAGCCCGGCCUUGAUGAGCAACAGUACACUGGCAACUAUUCAAGCUCUUGCAUCUGGUGGCUCUCUUCCAAUAACAUCACUGGAUGCAACUGGAAACUUGGUGUUUGCCAAUGCUGGAGGUACUCCUAACAUCGUAACUGCCCCUCUGUUCCUGAACCCUCAGAACCUUUCUCUGCUCACCAGCAACCCAGUUAGCUUGGUCUCUGCAGCUGCAGCCUCCGCAGGGGCCUCUGGACCAGUCGCCAGCCUUCAUGCCACCUCCACCUCAGCCGAGUCCAUCCAGAACUCUCUCCUCACAGUGGCCUCUGCGAGUGGGGCCACGUCCACCACCACUACUGCCUCCAAGGCACAGUGA